Molecule: messenger RNA, 927 nt
Organism: Rhinichthys klamathensis goyatoka
Lineage: Eukaryota; Metazoa; Chordata; Actinopteri; Cypriniformes; Leuciscidae
Gene: hmox1a
Product: heme oxygenase 1a
Exons: 7
Coding region: 7-822 (271 amino acids)
Biological process (GO): heme oxidation; heme catabolic process; response to oxidative stress
Molecular function (GO): heme oxygenase (decyclizing) activity; heme binding
Source: RefSeq, a predicted model, not a curated record
GCAAGAAUGGAAUCCAUGAAAAGCAAACCGAGAGAUGGCACUGACAGUGAUCUGUCUGAGCAGAUAAAAGCAGCCACCAAAGACAGUCACGUCCGAGCUGAGAACACACAACUGAUGCUCAACUACCAGAGGGGACAGAUCACGCAAACACAGUACAAGCUUCUGCUGUGUUCUCUGUAUGAGAUCUACCAAGCGCUAGAGGAAGAGCUGGACAGGAACGCUGACCAUCCUUCCGUUCAUGCCAUCUACUUCCCUCAGGAGCUGGCCAGACUGGAGUCUCUGGAGCUGGACCUGGAGCACUUCUUUGGUCCCCACUGGAGGAAGAGAAUAACAGUGCCUGCCGCCACACACAGAUACACACAGAGACUGAGAGAGAUUGGCAAGAACAGUCCGGAUCUUCUGGUGGCACAUGCCUAUACACGCUAUCUCGGCGACCUCUCAGGAGGCCAAGUGCUGGGCAAAAUUACCCAGAAAUCCUUGGGACUGAGCGGCAGCAAGGGUAUUGUUUUCUUCUCGUUUCCUGGAGUGACGAGCCCCAACAGAUUCAAGCAGCUGUACAGGAGCAGAAUGAACAGCAUUGAGUUAACAGAACAGCAGAGGCAGGAAGUGCUGGAUGAGGCUACCAGAGCUUUUGAGUUCAACAUUGAGGUUUUCGAUGAUCUUCAGAAAAUGCUGAGCAUCACAGAGGAAGCUUCAAGUGAAAAAGGAAAUGACGCAGCAUCCAAAACUCCCAAAACCUUCUCCAACUCGCCGAUGCUCCAGUUUGCAUUAGGUGUGGGAAUCACUCUGGCAACUGUUGGAAUGGGAGUUUAUGCUUUUUGAUUCAGAACAUUUUAUACUCGUCUGUGUGUGUAACAUCUUAAUACGACGACGAGGUCAAAUCUAACCAAGAUCUUGAACCAACACCAAUCAUGGAUUAUAAAACAU